Molecule: messenger RNA, 4089 nt
Organism: Ectocarpus sp. CCAP 1310/34
Lineage: Eukaryota; Phaeophyceae; Ectocarpales; Ectocarpaceae
Source: the annotation of a GenBank genome assembly
AUGCUGUACAUGUGGCCAUACGCCUGCAUCCCACUGGCGUUUUCGAUCGACAGCAAACUCCGCGCAAGGUGGCUCCUGGAGGACGUCUCCAAGCCCGCCUCGGGGUACAGAUUCAGAGGAGCCAACAUACAGAUGGUCUUGACGUCGAGAGUGAAGAACGAGGCCGAGGAGCCGCACGAGCACACGCACGGCCGUUCGAGGAUGUUGGAUUGCACCAACCUCUGGCCGUUGGCCGUGGUCGGCCCUGCCCUGUUCGUCUUCGCAGCGGAGUGGAGCUCUGGCGUUGUAUCGGUGCUGCUUGUAUGCACGCCAUUUGUGUUUUUGACGCUGUUUUCGCUCACGCUGAACCAGGUAACGAUUUUGGUGAGCCUUUUGGCGUCCCCGGUAGUAUCUAUUAUCUACGCCAUCAUAAACCGCGGCCCGGGGAACAACCUGGUUCGCUCGGUGCUGUGGUCACAGGCCUUCAUCGCGCUUACGGCCGUGUCGUUGGCAUGGAGCGUGCACGGGGUAAUCACCCUACGCAAGACAGCCAACGCUGCCGCCGUAGCAGUUGCAGCUUCCUCAGACCCCAACGGCAUCGACAACGGCAACAUCAAUGACCCAAGCACCGCCGACAACGGCGAUGGUAUUGACGACGACGACCAGCUGGAGGUUUCACAACGAACGAUGGCGCAGGCGGAAACGCCCACGCACCUUCCUCCGGAGACUUGCAUCCUCAAGGCCGCGGAGGCAAUCCUAUCUGGACACCCGGGCUGUGUCGACGAUGAAUACGCGGCCCUGGCGGCCCUCACCAAGACGGUGAGACAGGCUCAGCUCCACGGCUUGACAGUAGACACACCCGUGCUGCAGACAGCACAUUCGCUUCACGCGUGGAGCAAGGUGAUUUCGCACCAGGGAGAAGUGGAGCGGGACAUACGCGAGACCGAUCGCUGGGGUGUGCUCGAAGAAAAGCUCAUCAGCAUGAACGCUGGCAUGCCUUCCAUGGUCGGCAUCAUUCAGGGACUCCUGCUUGCCAUGUCGCAGCUGGAGGAAAGUGACGCCUACGGAAGCGGCCCCGUCGGGGCAACCUUCUACUUCUCGCUCAUCGCUUUCGCGGCCUCGAUCAUAGCUUCCACCGUGCUGUUGGCCCGGAUGCUGACGCUGAUCCACGGGGCCGCCCAAGGGCUCGCCAGCGCCGUAAAGAAGACCGACACCGCCAUGGAAGCAUUCGUGGAUCUGAGGAGCUGGGGCAUUCUCAGGCACGGGGAAGUCGGCUGCCUCACACACAUUGCGGCGGGCCGGGGGAUGGUCAGGGCUCUCGAUUUUCUCGUGAAGAAUGGAGCUAACCCUUCCGCGGUGGACUCAACCGGCCAGACACCCCUGGACAUCGCCGAAGAAUCCGGAAUGAAGGAAGCUUGUGCGUACCUCCAGGGAGUCAUCAGUAGUUCCAGCCAACAACGGGAGGGCGGCUUGUUAUCAACACCCAUAGCCCGCAUGCUCAAAACGAAGGUCGACCGAGCGAGGUCGCCGCGGUCCCCUCCUAGGAAGGCGAGCGGCGACAAGAUCAGGGGAGCCCAAGGGGAUACCCGUGAGCGCCCCCUGGUCCACGGGUGGAGACAGGUCCGAAAAGUGGCGGGAUCAGCGGCACGGUGGAUCGGCAUGUCCGAAAUGGUUUCAGCGCGGAGGGCAAGCGGUAGGGUCGGCAUUGCGGUAGGGGCUACCUCCGCCGACCCCGCGCUCCGUGAAACUACGUCUCAGCCGACAACCGAGGCAUCAGCCGCGCUGGGGUUACCCCCCGCCCUCUCGAUCUCGUACUCCCGGGAUCGGUGCGAAGAUGGCGAGAAUGGCGGGGUCCCAGCUCUGGUGGGUUCCUCCCCGUCCUCCUCAGCGCACUUGCCCUCCUCGUUUUCGUCCCAGGCUGGACACGAAGACAAUGAUAAAAGAAAUAGACAUGUUUCGCCCUCUUCGAUGACACCAGUUACCAUUGCAACAUCACCAGCCGCAGGUAUUUGUCGAGAAGGGGUGGGGGAUACUGGUGGGACGACGCUUUCGCCAGGACGGGAAGUUGUUCGUCGUAGAGCCUCGGAUGCGAUCCCGGGCGGGGACUUGAUUUAUGACCAACUUGAAAUGGAUUACGAUGAAUCUGAACAACCUACAUCCGAAAAGCCUAGACGGCGACCGUCUUUAAGCACCCCAAGGAGCAACGGGAGGCAGCAGGGUGGGACACACAUGGCAGGGGGUGGAGAAGCGGAGGGGGGAGAGGAAACGACGGCGGGAGGAGGAACCGGCGGAAUUGACACCGGUGCUUGUGUUGGAGGCAAUCGGGUUCGCGGAAGAUUAGAGGAUGGCGCUAAUGCGUCUAGAGUGCAGGAGGAGAGUGACGAGGCGGGAGAGCGGAGGGUAGAGAGCGGAUCAUCUCGCCCGGCACCCCGGCGAUCGAGCGUGUGGAGCCGCCUGUCUGCGAGCAUUUCGCUGCUGUUGCAACAAAGUUUUUCCGGCGACAAGGGGACGCACGGCGGAGGCGAGGGCGGCGCGAGCGCUAGAUCCCCCCGAUCAGAAACCGAACUAGCAACGACGGUGACCGAGGCGUUCUUGAGGUCCCCUUCCUCGCCCUUGUCCACCACUUUGAGACGCCGGCUGAGCUCCACGAGGGCGACGUCGGGGCUCAAGAACGCAGCCGCUGCUGACAACGGAGGGAAAGUAGCGACCUAUUCCCCGACGCAAGCGGUGCUGAAUAUCACCUGGGCGCUCCGCCGACUGCGGCCGCUCGGCACCCCCCGGGAGCGACGCGCGGCGUUCGAGGGCCUCCGGGAGUCCAGCCCAGUCCACAUCCCCCAGAUGUACCUCUUGGCCUUCGUCGACUUGGCGGAGCUCGGCGAGAUUCCACAGCGAACGGGGUACCGGUUCUUAGGGCACGGGUCCAAGAGGCCGUUGGCGGUGCGCGAGCUGAUGGCGAGAGCGGACAAAUCUGGGGAAGAUCCCAUCGUGGUGUAUGUGUCUCACCGGUGGCUGGAGCCUGACUUUAAGAACCCCGAUGACCACAGCAAGGCCCGAUUUUACCAGGUAUGCUACUUGGUCCAGAAGCUGGCAAAACGGCUGGGUCGUAAUCCGUACGAGUUAUACCUGUGGAUCGAUUACGCUUGCAUAAAUCAACAGAACCCCUCCGCAGAUCGUCUGGCGCUCCCGUUCGUGCUAGACUCCUGCGACUUUAUGGUGUACGUAGAAGACGACGAGUACUGGGACCAGGCCCUCUCAAGGACGGAGCACUUUCUGUUCCACAAGCUGCGCCGGCUGCGGCCGCCGGCGAACGGCGCCAGCGCCUACGAGGAGGACGUGUUCAGUCUGAGCGCCGACGGGGAGAAGCUGACGCAGAGAACCUACGCGGAAACCCGUGCAAGGUUUACGCACAACCCCGCCAAAGGCUCCCUCACCACGGAGACGGACCGCCUGUACCUCUGGACACUGGUGCUUGCCCUAGAGUACGAGGAUUGUUACAGCUUCACGGCCAACCUGCCGCACCAGGACGAGACGGGAUUCAUGAAGCUCCUCCGUGAGGCAGUGUUCGUCAAUAGUUGCAUGGACCCUAGGCAGGCAGCUGCGGAGAUCGCUGACCGUGACGCUCAGAUGCGCGCUGAUGCGGCGGGCUCGACUACCGAGCAGGGGAGAGAAGGACGGGGGGAGGGGAGAGCGACGAUGGUGCAGAAGGAACCGCGAAAAGGACGGCCGCCUAGAGAAGGGGCAGCAAGAGUGGUCGUAGCAACGGUCGACGGGGCAGUAGAGGCAGGAGAGGAGGUUGAUAGAGGGAUGCAUACCCCUUAUAGACACCACCGAAGCGGCGACGACGACGGGGGGCAAGGCAGUACCAACGGCAGCACCAACGGCAGCGAUAGCGACAUCCACAACGCUGGUGAUCACCAGGAGGGCUUUUCCGGGCUGGAUAUGGGGGGUUCUGGGAAUGACAAGCACAAGGAUCGAGAUGAUGGUAGAAGUGUGAGCGCACGCGACGAGCCUCGCAAUGAGGCACGAUCAAGGCCUUCGACAGAUGGCGGCCGUAAGGGGGGCGACAUAGAAACAGGGGAAGGCGUGGACGUCUUUAAACGCGAGAUGUAA